This is a messenger RNA of Tetrahymena thermophila SB210, 2832 nucleotides long. Its product is annotated as cyclic nucleotide-binding domain protein. The record is from RefSeq and is a predicted model, not a curated record. NCBI's taxonomy places the organism in Eukaryota, Ciliophora, Oligohymenophorea, Hymenostomatida, Tetrahymenidae. The transcript has 5 exons.
AUGAUAUUUCUUAUGAAUUAAAAACCUUGUUUAGGAGAGGAGUAAGAUAAUGUUGAGGAAGAUGAGUUUGCUGGGAAUAGUCUUCAUUUUUAAGACCAAAGCGCUCGUAGCCAUAAUUAAAUAUUUGAAAAUGAUUAGAAAGGUAACAAAAAAGUAGACUUUUCUUUCAAUCAGGAAUUACUAAAAAGCUAGUUAAAUAUUGAUAAUAAAUUAUAAUUAACUCUACUCACUAGCAUAAAAGAAGAAGAACCAAUAAAGGAUGAACCCACAAAUUUAGCACAAAAAUAAUAAAGCUCUAUUUUAGAUGAAUAAUCAUAAAGUCUCACACCAAAAUUAAUAGAUAGUUAUAGAACGCAAUAAAGUGGAAUGAAUUCCAAUCAAAUAUUUCAGAAUCUAUUGAAAUUUUAAUACGAACACAUUGUAGAUUAUGAAAAUGUUGAGAUGAAGCAGAAGAAUCUUUAAAAAAAAUAAAAAAUACACAAUUAAACACUCUCUAAGCAGCUAUGGAGAUAUAAAUUUUUUAAAAUUCUUCUACUUGUAAACAAAUUUUUAUUUAACAUGAAAAAAUCCUUAGUUUAUACAAGACCUUACAUGCUUCAGAAGCAGCAUACUUAGGCUUUGAAUGAUAAAGCUGCUUUCAACAUUGUUCAGAACAGAUCACUUAAAAAGGAAUAUAGUACACCCACAAAAAGAUCCAACUUUGUUAAAAAAAUUCAUAAAAUGUUCCUCAAAUUUAAGAAAUAGAUGAAAUGCUUUUAUAAACCAAUUGUUAACUGUUUAUUAAAAUUCUAGUAUUGUGUUUCCACGAUAAAAGUCUUUGAGCCAUUCCAUCCCCUAUUAAUUUUCUGGGACUUUAUAAUAAUCAUUCAUAUUAUUCUUAAUUUAAUGAGUAUACCUUACGAAAUAUCAUUUUCUUUCACAAAUUCUCCUUACUUUAACCUCUCAAACUAUGUUAUUAUAAUAAGUGACUUUUUUAUAUAACUGAACACCAGCUUUUAUUACAAAGGUAAAACUGAAAUUAAAUAACAUCAUCAUAAUCUAGAGAAAUACAAAAAGGAAGAUGGUAGAUUCUAAAGAAUUACUUAAAGGAAUAAAUAUACGAUAGCUUAUCUAAUAAAAAUCAAACAUUUAUCAAGGCUUUCAGAUAAAAUAAGAGAGUAUUUUUAAAUUGAUGAUAAAUAUGCUUAAUUCACUAAUCUUACACUUUUGCUAAUACAAAUCUUAUAUUUGAUGCAUGUUUUUGCAUGUAUGUGGUAUAAAAUAGGAGUUUACGUAGAUAGAGACUUAUAAGAGAAAUCAUGGAUAUAAAAUUUUAAGGUUAAAGAGACGAGUGAAUAAGUUUAUUAUGUAAACUCAAUUUAUUUUGCAAUAGUUACAAUUAUAACAAUUGGUUAUGGAGAUAUAACUCCAAUUCAUUAUUUAGAAAAACUGUUUAUAGUCUUCAUGGCAUUUCUUUCCUGUGUAAAUUUUGGUUAUGCCUUGAAUUAGAUAGGAGCUUUGAUAUAAGAAAUAAACCAAAGAAAGUAACAAUACAGGAUUUAAACAGCAAAUAUUAACAAAUAUAUGAAAGAGAUGUAAGUGACAAGUUCUCUUCAAAGUUAAGCUAGAAAAUAUUUGGAGUACGCAUUCUGUGAAAAUUUUAGUAAGAAUUAAACUUCAGUUUCAGUUCUUGAAAACUUGUCUUCUAAUCUUAAGAAUCUAAUUAAAAAGGAGGUACAUAUGAGAUACUUAAAAGAAAUACCUUGUUUGAGAUAAAACUUCUCAACUAAAUUUCUUGAAAGAGUUUCCUUGCUGUUUAAAGAAAAAAGUUAUGGCUCUGGAGAAACUAUAAUUGAUCAAUUCGAACUAAGGCAACCAACUUUACAAAUAGUGAUGAAAGGAAAGGUUUCUCUUGAAGUUAAAUAAAAAUAUUCUCAAACUGAUAAUAAAUUCUAAAAGCUAAAAAAAUAUUAAUACUUUGGUUAGUAUGAAUUUUUUACUCAAAAUCUUUAAAGUUUGCAUUCAGUUAACUCAAUAGGAAUUUCAACUUUACUCUAUUUAGAACUUGAUGAUUUUCUACAAUUGCUUGAUGAGUUUCCUGAUGAUAAAGAAGUUUAUUAUUCUCUAAAAGAUUAAUUAAAUUUAUAUUAAAUGUAUGGUGUAAUCAGCUAGUAAUGCAUUUCUUGCAGAACCUAAGGUCAUUUAAUAAACAGAUGCAGAUUUAUUUCAUAUCAGCCUAAUUAACUUAAAGUUAUAAGUAAAUAUGUUUAAGAAGAAGAUAAAUUGAUAAAAGAAAUUUAGAGGAAAUAAUAGAAGAAACAUAACACUUUACAGAGACUAAAUGAAAAUAAAUAAAUUGUAGAGGAAAUCUAAAAAAAUAGCAGUUUUGACGAGGAAUCAUUUUUGUAAGAUGAGUAUGAAAACACUGAUAACGUUUAAAGUUCUGAGUAAAGUAGAAGUAGAACAAUCUCAUUUGUUGAUUAAAAACAACAAAGAUAAUCAUAAGCUUAGGUCUUGGUUUCUUAAUUAAGUUAAAAUAAUAAAAGCCAAUCUUAGGGAUAGGCACUAGCAUCACAGCAAAGCAUAAAUAGUAGCCCUAUUUAAAAAAAUGAUAUCAAUAGAAGCAUCAAAAAUUCUGAUACAGAUGAUAAAUAAUUAAAUUCACCAAGAAAUACUGAUAGUUAAUUAGAUAUUAGUAUUGAUAGGAAAUCUACUCAGCAGAAUGAUUAAAUUUUGGAAAGUUGUAAUAAUAUAAUUUCAUUUAAUCUGAAGGUUCUUCAUCCUUAUGCAUAGAAUCUGCAAAAUCGUAUAAAAUUUAUUUUCCACAUAAUAACAUAGAAAAUCUCAAAGUGA